Messenger RNA from Venturia canescens, 1532 nucleotides. RefSeq names its product NAD kinase 2, mitochondrial (gene Nadk2). NCBI's taxonomy places the organism in Eukaryota, Metazoa, Arthropoda, Insecta, Hymenoptera, Ichneumonidae. The record is from RefSeq and is a predicted model, not a curated record. Gene Ontology annotation, molecular function: NAD+ kinase activity. Gene Ontology annotation, cellular component: mitochondrion. The coding region runs from base 106 to 1404 and encodes 432 amino acids. The transcript has 6 exons. Gene Ontology annotation, biological process: NAD+ metabolic process; NADP+ biosynthetic process.
CACAGCCACCGGGCGCGUAUUUUGUUGUGGCCGGUCACGAGAACGAAAUCAAUGUAUAAAUUAUCUUUCUUUAACUUAUAGACCCUGAAUCAAGGGUUCGACGUCAUGACCAUUUUUAUUAGUUUUAGGAGGCAAGCUUCACGUACAUUCCGACUGUUUAGAUCCUCACCAACUAUUUUCAAAGAAUUUGGCAUGUCGAUACAAAAAGAGUCCAGUUUUGUACCAAAAAAAGUUUUGGUAUUGGCCAAAGUAUCACGUUUUGAUUUUGAGAGAUUACGAGAGCCAAAACUCAACGACAAACAGAUAGAAACUAAGCUCCUAGAGAGAGGCUCAGAUUGCAAAGCGAUGCUUGAAAGUCAUCGCAAAAAUAAAGAUGUUGUCAACCAAGCUGUCAAAACAUUGGAAACUUUGAAUAUUGAAUACAAGUUGACGGACAGGCUGAGCAUAGAUCAGGCCAGUUUUGAUUGGGCGGAUAUGAUAUUGGCGAUAGGAGGUGAUGGAACAUUUUUACUUGGAGCGAAUCUUGUCUACGACAACAGCAAACCAAUACUCGGGAUAAAUUCAGAUCCAUCAACUUCUGAGGGUUAUUUAAUGCUUUCCCCAAAUUACACUUAUCAAAUACCAAAGAUCUUUGAGAUGUUAAAAUCAGGAAAUUUUAAUUAUCUCAUGCGGAGUAGAAUUCGAGUCACACUGCGAGGAACUGGAAUUCUGAAUCCUCCUUUCCACAUGCAUGAAAAGGGAAGAAUACUUGGAAAGGAGAGUUACAAGCCAUAUUAUACUGACAAAGAUUUGGACAUUGAUAAUUGCUACAUUCAAAGAAGGUUCCAAGCUGAUAAUCAAGAGGAUGCAACUCUCGGGCACGACGCCCCUAAAGAAAGAAAGUUACCGUGGCUGGCUCUGAAUGAAGUUUUCAUCGGUGAGUCUUUGUCAGCACGAACCAGUUCUCUCAACAUCAAAGUAGACGAUGGACCAGAUUUUCACAAAGUGAAAAGUUCUGGUUUGUGCAUAAGCACAGGAACGGGAUCGAGCUCUUGGUACAGAGCAAUAAACAGCUUGACGACUCAGAUGGUCAAAGACAUUUUGCGUGUUGCCGAUCCUCAUAAAAGUCACACCGAAGAGGAACUCGAAAAAAUUUGUACAGAUUUUAACAACAGUCUUCAAUUCCCUGCUGAUGACCAACGAAUGAGCUACGCAAUAAGGGACAUAAUUAUCAACGAUAUAUGGCCACUGCCAAAGACGAUUGCGCCCCGCGACUUUUGUACAACGAUGACGGUUCAAUCGCAGUGUUACGACGCUGAUUUGGUGUUGGACGGUGGAAUAGGAGUUCCCUUCAAUGUAGGAACGACAGCAUAUUUGACGAUCGAUCCUGAGGACGCCCUGAGAACGAUCGUGCUCGAAGAUUGAGGCCGGAAGGAGAAAGCGAGGAAAAAGGGAAUGCUGAAAGCGAUUUGAAUGUACAUAAAAAAUGCAUUUUGUAAUUCCACCUACGAUUGUAGAAAAUGUGUUUAAAAAAAUAUCAGUGUAAAGUCAAA